UCUGUUCAUUGCAUGUAUUUGAUCACGUUUCUUUAUUGAUAGGGAAUUUUCAAAAUUAUUUUAUACUAAAAGUGAGAGUGUGCGGUUUUGUUAAAAAGCCGUGAAAUGAAAAAAUAAAUUAAUACAACUGUUAGCGGAUGUUUUAGUAGCAUUGCUGCUAAACACCCGACUUUGAAUUAAUUUUUGCUAUUUUUAAUUAAUUUAGUUCAGGGACAAACUGCAUAACAGUAGCGAAAGUGUUAGCCGGUUCAUAAAGUUAUCGAACUUGUAAGAAACAUUUACAUGGAACAAUUGCAUUUAUUAACUCAGACGAAACUAAAGAAAAAUUAAUUUAAAAUUCCAUGUCAGUAAACAUUAAUAACAUAAUUUGAGCUGGUCUUAUACAUAAAUAAAAGUAAAAAUCCAAUAAUGAGCACCGCAUCACAAUAUAAAAUGGAAACAGUGUUUGAUUACACUUGGAGAGAAGUUGUUGUUGCUUACUGGAAUCGUUAUCCGAAUCCCUCAAGCUCACAUGUUCUCACGGAGGAUACUAUUCGUCGAGAAGUACGGGAAGGCAAACUAUAUUCUCGGCGUUUGUUGUCUAAAACCAAUCCAGUACCUAAAUGGGGAGAGCGAUUUUAUAAGAAUGUGCCAGUUAAAAUUAUAGAAGAUUCAGUACUCGAUCCAAAAAAGAAAACGCUAAUUACUUUUACAAGAAAUAUAGGUUUUAAAAAAAUAAUGAAAGUGGAUGAAAUAGUUGAGUACAGCGAGUUAUCAGAUGGACGCACACUAGCAGUAAGAAAAGCCUUCAUUAGUUCGCAAGUGUUCGGUUUUUCGCGUGCAAUACGUGCUUUUGGUAUUGAACGUCUUUCUGAUAACCAAUCAGGUGUUUGA
This is a messenger RNA of Teleopsis dalmanni, 873 nucleotides long. Its product is annotated as protein preli-like. Gene Ontology annotation, molecular function: phosphatidic acid transfer activity. NCBI's taxonomy places the organism in Eukaryota, Metazoa, Arthropoda, Insecta, Diptera, Diopsidae. Gene Ontology annotation, cellular component: mitochondrial intermembrane space. The coding region runs from base 409 to 873 and encodes 154 amino acids. The transcript has 5 exons. The record is from RefSeq and is a predicted model, not a curated record. Gene Ontology annotation, biological process: phospholipid transport.